Molecule: messenger RNA, 257 nt
Organism: Solanum stenotomum
Lineage: Eukaryota; Viridiplantae; Streptophyta; Magnoliopsida; Solanales; Solanaceae
Exons: 1
Coding region: 27-236 (69 amino acids)
Source: RefSeq, a predicted model, not a curated record
UUUGGUCAAAUUUAAGGAAAAUAACAAUGUUGGAUUGGGGUCCAGUUUUGGUCUCAGUUAUAUUGUUCAUCCUGUUGUCUCCAGGACUAUUAUUUCAACUUCCAGGACAUAGGCAUUGUGUUGAAUUUGGGAACUUUCAUACAAGUGGAGCUUCAAUUAUGAUUCAUACUUUGCUCUAUUUUGCUCUUGUUUGUGUCUUCUUUCUGGCUGUUAAGGUUCAUCUCUACCUUGGUUAGAGUUUGAAUGUAUUCAUUUUG